AUGGACCCUUCACCCUCGACACCCACCAGCGCAGGCAGCUGGGAGAGCGAACAUGUCUCGAAAGCAACCUCAUCGUCCGCGUCGUCUAUUCAGAGCGACGAUGCUCCGACAUGCUUGAUCUCAACGAGCCCCACUCCGGUUGGAAAGGAUGGGUCAUGUCAAACCAAGUUUCCCGAUACAUUCCCUCGACCGCCGCAAGAUUGCACCCCGGAAGAGGUCGCAGAUGCCGACGCCCAUACACCUGAUAGCUGGAUGAGGCGGAAUCCUCGACUCGUGCGGUUAACAGGCAAACACCCGUUCAACGCCGAAGCACCCCUUCCUGAUCUUAUCUCUGCCGGUUUCUUUACUCCAGCUCAUCUGCAUUUCGUCCGCAAUCAUGGCGCCGUUCCUCGAGUGCAAGGAGAGGAGAAUCGAUCUUGGACGAUUCGCGUACAUGGUCUUGUUUCUCGCGCCAUGACAUUCUCGAUAUCGGAUUUGAGGGAUCGCUUCAGGACGGUGACACUUCCUGUGACACUGGUAUGCGCGGGGAAUCGACGUAAAGAACAAAACGUCGUACGCAAAAGUUUGGGCUUCGACUGGGGAGCAGCGGGCGUCAGUACUGCCUUGUGGACUGGGGUCUACCUUGCCGACGUGCUCGAAUUUGUCGGACCCAUUCGUGGUGAGGCUAAACACGUUAUCUUCGAGGGUGCCGAUUCCCUGCCGAAAGGACCGUACGGCACCUCACAGCGUCUUUCAUGGGCCGCUUCGCGGGAGAAGGGCAUGCUUAUUGCAUGGGCCAUGAACGGACUGCCUCUGGAGCCAGACCAUGGAUUCCCUGUACGCUUGAUAGUACCCGGUCAGAUCGGAGGGCGUUCUGUAAAGUGGCUCCGUCGCAUUGAGGUUUCGAGAACUGAAUCGGAGCACCAUUUGCAUUUCUGGGAUAACAAAGUCCUCCCGCGCCAUUUGAGCCCAGAUGUAGCCCGAAACGAGUCAUCUUGGUGGCACGACCCGGCCUAUCUAAUAACCGAGUUAAGCGUGAAUAGCGUCAUCACCUCGCCCAAACACGGCGAGACUCUUGAUGUCAUAGAAAGUGCCGGUGUCUCUGAUGGCCUCGAGAUGUACGAGAUACGAGGUUAUGCUUACUCGGGUGGAGGGAGGAAAGUCACACGCUGUGAGGUCACCUUAGAUGAGGGGCGAACGUGGGGACUAUGUUCUAUAGAGUAUCCAGAGGAUCGCUUUCGGGAGACUACAUACAACGACGGCGUCUUUGGAUCACUAGACUUGACUGAUCGGGACACUUCCUUCUGUUGGUGUUUCUGGUCAUUGCAGGUGCCAGUUCGUGCAUUACUUCAGACUCGAGUCAUCGAGGUAUGCGCGAUGGACGAAUCGAUGAACAUGCAACCUCGGGACAUCUAUCUCAAUGCGACAUCAAUGCUGAACAACUGGCUCUUUCGAGUAGCUGUAUUGAAGUCGGAUACCCCCGGUGGACAUAGGCUCGUCUUCGAACACCCGGCUCCAGUUGGCGCAGUUGAAAGACCUGGAUGGAUGGAGCGCAUGCGAAACGCGGGCUCUGACCCUGCUCGUCCAUACUUCUCCUCUACGGAUCGGGGGCCGACUGCCGCCAUUGCUAACGACGCAGCCACGAAGGAAGUGCAGAUGGUGAAGCCUGGAGUCACCAGGAAGAUCACACCGCAAGAGCUCUCGGAGCAAGAUCCCCAGACCCCUUGGUUCGUUGUCCACGGCCAGAUCUACGACGGUACCACCUUUCUUGACGCGCACCCUGGCGGACGUGACUCCAUUACCCUUGUUCACGGACAAGACGCAACCGAGGACUUCAUGGCCAUACAUAGCAUGGAUGCUCGCGCACAGCUCGCGGAGUAUCACAUCGGCACACUGCUGGACUCGGCCGACAAGGGGAAAGAAGUAGAUGACGCUGCCCGAAUACGUCCCGAUGAUCCGUUCCUCGAUCCGCGCCUGUGGAGGCGAACAACUCUCGCCGCUAUUGUGCGUGUGAAUCACGACUGCUGCGUCUAUCGGCUCAAGUUGGACCACCCUACUCGAGCCCUCGGACUGCUGUGCGGUCAGCACAUCUACGUUCGCAUCCGCAGAGAUGGAGAACUUGUUCAACGCGCAUACACGCCCAUCUCCGCUCUCGGCAUGACAGGGAGUGUGGAGCUCCUAGUCAAGCUAUACCGACCGGAGGAAGCGUACCCACUGGGCGGCAAGAUGUCGGCUCUCUUUGAGAAACUGCAGGUUGGCGAUCAGGUUGAGGUCAAGGGCCCCAUUGGAUCUUUCAUCUGGAAGGGACGCGGGUCGUAUCUAUGGCGCGGAAAGACGGGGCAUACGAAGAACGUUGGGAUGAUAUGCGCAGGAAGUGGUAUGACACCGAUAUACCAAGUACUGAGCGGCAUUCUCCUCGAUCUCGAAGAUCGCGAGACUCGCAUAUGGCUUAUAUGCGCUAAUCGAACGGUGGCCGACAUCCUUAUGCGAGAGGAACUCGAUGGGAUGCUCAAACAAUGCGGAGCCCAGCGUUUCGCGCUUUACCAUACGCUCAGUCAAGCACCUGUGGAAGGUUGGACAUACGGUUCCGGUCGCGUCAACGACGAGAUGAUGGCCGCGCACUUGCCGCUCCCUUCUCCGGACAGCCUCAUUUUGGCAUGUGGCCCUCCUGCAAUGCUUAACGAAACUGUGAAGCCCGGUCUUCGAACGAUCGGAUGGAAUAUAGAUGAACAGCUUGUCAUAUUCUAA
This is a messenger RNA of Peniophora sp. CBMAI 1063, 2727 nucleotides long. The record is from the annotation of a GenBank genome assembly. Lineage: Eukaryota; Fungi; Basidiomycota; Agaricomycetes; Russulales; Peniophoraceae.